UGUAUUUAUUCUCUUUCUGUUUCAACUUUCACUAAACACCCCUUCCUCUUUCUUCUUCUCCUCCUCUUUCAUUUUCAUUGUCUGAUCAUCUUUAGGCAACAAAAAUGAAGAAAACUGCUGAUGUUGAUAGUUGGCUGCUCAAAGGGGGUUCUAAUUCAUCUUCAUCUUCUUCCCUCGAGGACACCGGCUGUGUUUAUUCGCAGUUACCAUCGGCGGCAACCGUGAGAGUCACGAGGCGACACAAUAAGGACGAUAAUCUGUCGGAAAUUAGCCUGAAACCGCUGCUCGUGAGGCCUUACGUUAGAUCGAAAAUGCCUCGUUUGAGAUGGACGUCUGAUCUUCACCAGUGCUUCGUGCAUGCAGUUGAACGCUUGGGUGGAGAAGACAGAGCAACCCCAAAGAUGGUGUUACAGAUAAUGGAUGUGAAAGGACUAACAAUCUCGCACGUUAAGAGCCAUCUUCAGAUGUAUAGGAGCACCAAGCAUGAACAGAUGAUGCAAGAAGCGGCUGUUGCAGCAAGGAGAAACGGGGAGGUAUCGGAUCCGAUGAACAUGAACUGCCAACAAAAUCAUCAGUUUAAGGAUCAUGGAGGACCCUUUAAUCGCAAUUCAUUCCAAAGUGUCGGCCUUGGAAUCGAAGGGAUGCCUUCGAGAACCGUAUUUCGGCCGCUACAAUGGUAUGGAAACAAAGGGAGUAACCAGUUAUCAUACAGAGAAUCUGAGCAAACAUCAAAUUCAUAUAUAAUCUUCAAGGAUUUACUCAAAAGUUGCACGAUCCAAGAGAAUAAUGAACAGCCGAACGCGGAGCGGCUACAUGGUGGUGCAAAUUGGAAGUGCAAUCAUCAGGCAGCGACGGAGAGAACAGUGUCCGAUUGUUCGAUUUGCCGAUCAAUUAACUCGAGAGUUUCCGAGACGAUGUUAAGGCAUGGCAAAGCUGAGACCUUAGGUCUCAAUGAUGUUUCUCUAGAACUCACUCUUGCUUGAAAACUAUGUAGAUAAAGAGGACAUAACC
Molecule: messenger RNA, 1011 nt
Organism: Hibiscus syriacus
Lineage: Eukaryota; Viridiplantae; Streptophyta; Magnoliopsida; Malvales; Malvaceae
Product: putative Myb family transcription factor At1g14600
Exons: 6
Coding region: 105-983 (292 amino acids)
Biological process (GO): abaxial cell fate specification; regulation of DNA-templated transcription
Cellular component (GO): nucleus
Molecular function (GO): transcription cis-regulatory region binding
Source: RefSeq, a predicted model, not a curated record